GCGUGUUUAAUGAGCUCGUCCCCGGCCACGUCGUCCUUGCCAAGGCCAUGCCGGCCAAAGAUCGGGCUCAUCUGAAGAAGCUCGAGGACCCGAAGAUUUAUGAGGGCGGCAUGGAUCUCCUCGUCCAAAGUGCCUUCAUGCUUAUGGAAAGCCAUAAGAGGCAGUACUGGGAGAUAGUCCGCCUGCAAGCACUGGAGCAGAAGGCUGCCUCGGCCGACGAGGCGGUAGCUUGCCUUGACCGGCUUCGGGAGGAUGCGAAGGCGCUGCAGGCCAAAGCUGAUGAGGCCGUCGCGGCCAGGGACGUUGCCCUGGUCCAGCUCGAAGAGAGCAAAAGGGAGCUCGCAGAGUCCCGUAGAGCGCUUGAGGCCGAGAAGCGCAGGAGCGAGGAGGCCGCCAAGGCGAAAGCUGAGGCCGAGGCCGCCGUCGUGAGGGCUGCUGAUGAGGCUGUUGAGAAGUUCUUGGCCGAAGGGUGGAAGGCCGAUGAGAGGCUCCCCUGGUGCUACGAGGUGGUGGCCGCCAGGCUGGAGAAUUGGGGGAUGAACUCCCCUGCCGGCCGGGAGUAUUUCAGCCAGGAGAUGUCUGUUUACUACAACCUGGGCCAGGAGCGGAUGCAAAGGCUCCUGUACCGGCGGCUAUCCCGGGCGUUGAAGGCCAUGAAUUACACGGCUGGAUGGGCUAGACGGAACCUGAAGCUCCCAAAGCUGAUGAAGGAUCCCGAAGGGCAGGCCACGCUUCCGCCGUCGGAGCGAGAGUCCCCCAUAGAAAGCUCCGGCCUCGGCGAGCCGGACUAUACUGAGUUCGAUUUCUU
Molecule: messenger RNA, 808 nt
Organism: Cuscuta europaea
Lineage: Eukaryota; Viridiplantae; Streptophyta; Magnoliopsida; Solanales; Convolvulaceae
Source: the annotation of a GenBank genome assembly